Molecule: messenger RNA, 1611 nt
Organism: Colletotrichum truncatum
Lineage: Eukaryota; Fungi; Ascomycota; Sordariomycetes; Glomerellales; Glomerellaceae
Source: RefSeq, a predicted model, not a curated record
AUGAGGAUGCCGGAUCUACCUAGAGUCACUCUAGACACGACGCUCGCUGAUCUCUAUCGACGAGCAAGCCCGAGAACAGCGAAUAAGCGCAUCGCUCACAUCUUUUGUGGUAUCAAUUCCGCCUCGCACUUAAGCGCCAAUGUCCCCAGAAACGCAAAAUAUCUGUACCAAGACAGCCCAUUCAACUCCAUCACCACGGAUGAAGCCAGCGAUGGUACAGACCGUGCCAAGGAGCAGCAAAAGGAGCUAGCUGUAAAAUACCUAUCGCUGAUCCCACAACGAGAUGCAUUCAUCAGCGGCGACACGGCUGUUGUUCUCUUCAACAUUGACGAGACCGAGAAGCAAAAGGCGCACGACAAGAAAGAGGCGGCGAAGACGAUUUCAGUACUAUCCGAGAAGCAGCGGCCGAAUCUCAUCUUUUGCUCCGGCCCGUCAAAGAUCCCGAUCAAAGAAGCUGGUAUUGAUCUGAUUUCUUACAAGUUGGUGCUGGACGGCCUGGAAGAUUAUAACCUGGUGAUCCCGCCCGAGAAGCAUUGGUUCCUCAAUUCAAAGGCCGCCCUCGCACAAUCCGGCCUGCCGACUCCCAAGUCGAGAAUCGUAGAGCUCGAAGGGCUUGCGGGACAAGCCACGGUAUGCUGCACGUCAUGCAAAGGAGACACUGCCGAAUUCGUCAUUCCCCAGGCAUGCUCUGGAGUUCGCGGGAAGUGGUUCGAGGAGCAGAGCGAGAAGAUCUUCGCCGACCUCAAGGCGCACCCUCUCCCGUUCGUUCUCAAGAAUCAGCAGACUUUUGGUGGCGCAGGAACGUACAUCAUUAAUAAUGAAGAAGAUCGCGAAAAGCUCGUGCGAGAUUUCCGCGGCGGCAUCCUGCGUAAACUACUGUCCUCGGUAACCGAGUCCAACGUGCACCUUCGGCCCGCGGCGCUCAUCUUAUCGGACCUCGUCGAGAACCCGAUAGGUGACUAUGGUUUGACCUUCUUUGUCACCGAAGAAGGUGGCGAUCCUAUUUUCUUGGCGGCAUCGGAGCAGAUGAUUGACGCAGACAAGGCGUGGAUCGGAAGCACCAUCAACUACGCCAACCAGGACAAAUUAAAGAAGAAAUUUGGACCUCUCGUACGGAAGAUUGCCGAAUGGCUGCGGAGCCAUGAUUAUAUCGGUCCCGCAGGGGCCGAUGUGCUUGAGACGGCGCCGACGACGAACGGGCACACGGCAAAUGGACGCACGCCGAAUGGGCACAUUACAAACGGGCAAAACGCCGACGGCCGUGCAACGAAUGGUGCUUCGAGCGAGGAGGACUUCUCGAAUUAUCACGUCUUUGAUCUGAACAUUCGGACAUCGGGGUCUCUUUGCCUUCCCCUGCUUAGAGGGCACUUCACCAGCCGAGGACUCUGGAACGCGUCGUCAUUCUCCAUCAGAUCCAAGAAGGGUCGCGAGGAGUUUGUGAAUCUCUUCCGCAAAGAGUUUGAGUCCGGUCAAAUGUGCAUCGUCAGCUGGUACGAGGAUCCGGAUACCGGGGUUAGUUUGGCAGACGUGGCGGUUGGCGCCGAGGAUGAGAACGGCUUGAAGACUGCAAUGAAGCGCGUAAGGGAUGCUACGGAUGAGGUUACAUUUUGA